UUGCCUAGUGUCGCAAAAUCUAAGGAAGAUUCAAAGCUGCGGGCUUCCCUCUUCUUAUUCUGCUGUGCGCCUUUGCUUUGCAAGCUUCUGCCCGCUGAUACGAGCAUGCUUGACAUCAGGACCGAGUCCGUGUUCAUGGGCACCACCAGGGGCACCUCAGGACUACAGAGCAUCUAUUGCCCUUCUACACGACUGAUAAGAACGGAUCUCCGAGGGCCCAAGCUGUACUCUCACCUCUCAAUGUGGUCCAGCUUUGUCUGGGAGACUCUUCGCAUGAAGUUGUCGGUCAACACACCUCCGCUUUUCCUCCGACUUUCCGAAAGGUGCCUAAAUGACACUUUUUUGAACUGCGAGGAUGCCCUUGAGACAUUGUCCCUCACGCGACCACAUAGCUCCACAUUCCGGAAGGUGGUCUGGCUGACAUGGCUUGAAAGCGUGACACUGCUGUCAGCAUUUCACUUCGUUUUGCUCAGUGGUGGACGCAGUUACUCGGUUCAGGUGCCUGUUCCAGAUAUGUAUCUUACCCAAUAAGGAGUUGACUCUGCUAGUGCAUAUUGUUAGU
Molecule: messenger RNA, 562 nt
Organism: Somion occarium
Lineage: Eukaryota; Fungi; Basidiomycota; Agaricomycetes; Polyporales; Cerrenaceae
Source: the annotation of a GenBank genome assembly